Molecule: messenger RNA, 1605 nt
Organism: Ogataea philodendri
Lineage: Eukaryota; Fungi; Ascomycota; Pichiomycetes; Pichiales; Pichiaceae
Exons: 1
Coding region: 1-1605 (534 amino acids)
Biological process (GO): nucleus-vacuole junction assembly; vacuole inheritance
Cellular component (GO): fungal-type vacuole membrane
Molecular function (GO): protein binding; protein-membrane adaptor activity
Source: RefSeq, a predicted model, not a curated record
AUGGGCUGUUGUUGUAGUAAAAGUGACCAUGACAAUUUGUACCCACAAUUGCUGGCCGACAACGAGCGCGACGCGAUUUCCGCGCUGUUGCAGUACCUGGAGAACCGAGGAGAGGUGGAUUUCUUCUCUGACGGGCCUCUCAAGGCGCUGAGCACUCUGGUGUACUCAGAUAACAUUGACCUCCAACGAAGUGCAGCGUUGGCAUUUGCGGAAAUCACAGAAAAGGACAUUCGGGCCGUGUCAAGAGACGUCCUGGAGCCAAUUCUGAUUCUGCUGCAGAGCUCCGACCAGGACGUUCAGCGCGCAGCCUGUGCCGCGUUGGGAAACAUGGCUGUCAACGACGAAAACAAAGUGCUUAUAGUCGAGAUGGGUGGGCUGGUGCCCCUUAUUAGACAAAUGAUGAGCUCCAACAUCGAAGUCCAGUGCAACGCAGUGGGAUGCAUCACCAACCUGGCCACACAGGACAAAAACAAAACCAAAAUCGCCACAUCCGGCGCCCUUAUCCCACUCACCAAACUUGCAAAGUCUCCAGAUCUUAGAGUGCAAAGAAAUGCCACCGGCGCCCUGCUGAACAUGACCCAUUCGCUGGAAAAUCGCAAAGAGCUGGUCGAGGCCGGUUCCGUCCCGGUGCUGGUCCAAUUGCUGUCCUCGCCCGACCCUGACGUCCAGUACUACUGUACUACUGCUCUGUCCAACAUCGCGGUGGACGAGUCAAACAGAAAGAAAUUGGCCACCACCGAACCCAAAUUGGUGAGCCAGCUGGUCCAGCUGAUGGACUCGUCGAGUCCUCGAGUGCAAUGCCAGGCCACGUUGGCCCUCAGAAACUUGGCAUCCGACGCGUUGUACCAACUAGAGAUAGUUCGGGCUGGUGGACUGCCGAACCUCGUGUCUUUGCUCAAGUCUCAGCACGAGCCUCUGGUUCUUGCUGCGGUAGCAUGCAUCCGCAACAUCUCCAUACAUCCGAUGAACGAGGCGCUGAUCAUCGAUGCUGGAUUCUUGAAGCCUUUGGUUAAUCUUGUUGACUACACGGACUCGAUCGAGAUCCAAUGUCAUGCGGUUUCUACGCUCAGAAACCUGGCAGCCAGCAGCGAGCGGAACAGAAUGGAAUUGCUGGAGGCCGGCGCGGUGAAGAAGUGCAAGGAGCUGGUUUUGCAAGCUCCAGAAAGCGUUCAGAGCGAGAUCUCUGCAUGUUUUGCUAUUCUGGCACUCGCAGACGACCUAAAGGCCAAACUCCUCGACCUGGGGAUCAUGGACGUGCUAAUUCCGCUGACCAAGUCGUCGAACCCUGAGGUGUGCGGCAACUCUGCUGCUGCGCUGGCGAACUUGUGUUCGAGAAUCCAGGACUACAAGAUCAUUUUGGACAACUACGACGGGAUCUCCAACUUCAUCUCGGAGUUCUUGAACUCGGGCAACUCGACCUUCGAGCACAUUGCGCUCUGGACAAUGCUGCAACUGCUGGAGUCGAACAACCAGGAAAUAAAGUCCAAGAUCAAAAGCGAAAUCAACAGAGGCAAGAUGAAUCUCAACAACCUGACAGGAGAAGACUUCAAUGGGGGCGACGAAAUCUCGAACUUGACACAGCAAAUUUUGGAUCUUAUCAAAUAA